UCAUUGAGCCCUAGGCAAAAUAUAAGGAGGAAAAGGGUACAACAUUUCUGCUUCAUAGAUCCUGCAGAUCCAAGCCAGCUAUUACUGGUUAAGAGUGUGCUUGACUUCUUACGGACUGCUUCUUAACAGGCUAUGCGCAUCUCAUGGAGGCAUAUUUGAAGGGAGUCAAACAGGAGGCGGAUGCCUUGGCCAAGGAAGAGGCAGCCGUUGAAGGAUUAUAAGACGCAUUUUUAGGAUCGGUUUCUUUUAGUUGGUUGCAUUGUAACUAUCAAUGUAACCUUCAAAAAGAAGGCUUUUUAUUGUUGCCAUGUUGAGCGAAAAGGACACUGUCACUUUGGGAACACAACAAUCGUCUUCCUCUAAACGAAGGAAAACUACAUCAAUAGUUUGGGAACACUUCACUAUGGAGACUUUUAUAGGGGGUUGCAGAAAGGCACGAUGUAAAUAUUGCCUUCAUACUUUUGCCUUUGGCAAUGGUGCGAAGCAACUGGGAACCAGCCACCUCAAACGGCAUUUAGGCAUUUGCCCUAAGAACCGAAAUUCAGAUAGAAAACAAGAACUUUUAACUUUAACUCCCAAGGAUAAAAAUGAAGGGAACACCAGCUUGUCAAACCCAAAAUUUGACCAAUCUCGAAGCCGUGAGGAUCUUGCAAGGAUGAUCAUUCUCCAUGAGUACCCGCUUUCCGUGGUUGAGCACCCUGCUUUCAUAAACUUUGUCCAAAGUCUUCAACCAAGGUUUAAGAUGGUAAAUCAGGCUACCGUCCGUGAUGAUUGUCUUGCUAUUUAUCAAAAGGAGAAACAGAGCCUCAUGCAACUCUUGCAAACAAUUCCUGGACGAAUCAGCCUAUCUUUGGAUAAGUGGACAACUGAAGAGACUCUUGAAUACAUGCGUAUUACUGGACAUUUUGUUGAUUGUGAUUUUAAGUUACAGAAACGGGUCCUCAACUUCACCAUGCUCCCUUAUCCUUUUACCAGGAAUGACCUUAGUGAUGUCAUUUUGACGUGUCUUACGGACUGGAAUAUUCUGACCAAGUUAUCGACUGUGACACUAGAUAGGCACCAUACUGAUGAUUGCAUUGGCAGUAACCUCAAAGACUGUCUCUCAAGCAAGAACAUGCUCUUGUUGAGUGGUCGGGUGUUUAAUGUUUGUUGUUGUGCUGACGUUCUUAAUCUCAUUGUUCAAGAUGGAUUGGAAGCCAUCAAUGACGUCAUCCACAAAAUUCGUGAAAGUGUGAAAUAUGUGAAGGCAUCCCAGGCACAUGAGCAGAACUUUUCCAAGCUUUUCCAGCAACUAGAAAUUCCUAGUAAGAAGGACCUGUGCCUAGAUGUUCAGGGGGAAUGGAACACGACAUUUCUCAUGUUGGAGGCUGCCUUAGAAUUUAAGCAAGCAUUUUCUUGCUUAGGCUCACAUGAUUCGAAUUACGAGGGAGCACCGUCAGAGGAUGAAUGGAAAAAAGUUGAAGUGCUUUGCAUUUAUUUGAAAGUCUUUUAUGAUGUUUUGCGUGCCUUCUCAGAAGUCACACACCCAACUGCUAAUCUAUACUUCCAUGAGUUGUGGAAAAUUCAUAUGCAUCUAAACCAUACAGUCACAAGUCCAGACAUUGUGAUUAUUCCAGUAAUUAGGAAUUUGCAAGAUAAAUUUGACAAAUAUUGGAGGGAGUACAGCUUGGUCUUGGCGAUUGCUGUAUCAAUGGACCCACGCUUCAAAAUGAAGUUUGUGGAGUUUAGCUUCUCAAAGGUCUAUGGUACCAAUGCGUUCAUGUACACAAGGGUUGUCAUUGAAGCCAUUCGUGAUCUUUACAGUCAGUAUGCUCGCAAUAUUCCAGGUCCUGUUCCCUUGGCAACAUAUAAUGGGGACCAAAGUUCCUCUAACAACUCAUUCCAAAUCAAUGAUGGGCUUCAAGACUUUGAUCAAUUUCUCUCUGAACUAUCUGGUAGCCAGCAAACAAAAUCAGAGUUAGAUCAAUAUCUUGAGGAACCUCUCUUUCCUAGGAACCAAGAGUUUGACAUCUUGAGGUGGUGGAAAAUGAGCGCCCCUAAGUAUCCAGUACUUAGUGAGAUGGCCCGUGAUAUAUUGGCAAUCCGUGUAACUACUGUUGACUCAGAGUCCAUGUUCAACACUGGAGGCAAGGUACUCGAUCAGUACCAAAGUUCUUUGUCUCCAGAGACAAUAGAAGCUUUGAUCUGUGCUAGGGAUUGGCUUCACCAUGAAUUGGAGACCUCUUUAGAUACUGUUGUGAGUGAUUUUGAUAAAAACAUUGGAUUGUGUAGCUAAACUAGUUUGUUGUCACCAUCAAGAAAAGAAAACAGGUUAGCUUGUUCGGUGUCUUUGUCCAUCUGGCCAUUCAUAUGUCAGGUUUGUGUUGUAAAAAGAAUUCGCGUUUUUCUCUAUUGCCUUAUUUUGGGUCUCUUUCCAUAGGAAUUUGAUUUCAUUUA
Molecule: messenger RNA, 2436 nt
Organism: Amborella trichopoda
Lineage: Eukaryota; Viridiplantae; Streptophyta; Magnoliopsida; Amborellales; Amborellaceae
Product: Mitochondrial transcription termination factor family protein
Biological process (GO): regulation of DNA-templated transcription
Molecular function (GO): protein dimerization activity; double-stranded DNA binding
Source: RefSeq, a predicted model, not a curated record